Humulus lupulus (European hop) is the source of this 1559-nucleotide messenger RNA. RefSeq lists its product as uncharacterized. The coding region runs from base 94 to 1338 and encodes 414 amino acids. The record is from RefSeq and is a predicted model, not a curated record. The transcript has a single exon. Lineage: Eukaryota; Viridiplantae; Streptophyta; Magnoliopsida; Rosales; Cannabaceae.
GUUGAGAGAGAUUUAGAGAGAGAAGUCAAGAGCAAAACGUCUGUGAUAAAAGCUGGAACAAAAUUCUCUCUGUAGAAGAAGAAGAGGUUAGCCAUGGAGGACUCGCAAAAACAAGAGUCCCCAUCUGUCUUGAAAGUCCUCGAAGCUCUCAAACAAGCUUCCCACGACUUACAAACCAAUCCGAGUCUUGACUCGAACGAUUCCAACUCGUCCUCCAUUAAAGCUCUGCUAGAGCUCGAGACCGAGUCCGACAACAUCCUUUCCAAGGACCCAAAUCUCUCUACUCUAUCCAAACACCUCUCGCACCUCAAAGCUCUGGUUCAGUCCCUCCAAAGCUCCCGUGCCCACCACGGACUCACCUCGUUCCUCACUCGCCGACUCACGACUCACUCCCUGUCCCGAGUCGCCGCCGCUAUCGAGUCCGAAAUCCAGUCCUGGAUUGACAGAGAGAGCGUCGAGAGUCUCAGCCGGUGUCUGCGAGAACCGUCUCAGCACAACGAGGACGAACUGGUGAAGCUCUUGACUCAGUUCGAGGACCGAGUCUCCGAAGGGUUCAAUCGCGAGUUGCAAGACUUGAUACUGAAAUCGAAGCUGUUUUCUUCUCUGGAAUCGGUUCUCUGUCACCCUAACUCUUCCGUCGCCAUGACGAUUCGGGAGCACUCGGCGAUGGCCAUCUCGGCUCUGAUUCGAUUCAACAAAGACGUGUUCGUCGGUCAAGUGUUGAUGGGUCAGACCAUAAAAGCUCUGAUCACAACAAUGGCGUCCGCAAACUCGAUCGGAGUACUCUGUUCUCUGAUUCGUUCGAUCAAGUCCCCAAUAGUCGACGAGAUCGAAUCCAACGGCCAAAUCCCCAAAAUCAUAAGCUUUCUGAGCAGCCCAGACCUCCAAAUCCGAGUCUUGGCAUUCGACUGCGUCCUCGAAAUCGGUUACUUCGGGCGCAAGGAGGCCAUUGACGCCAUGCUCGAGCAAGACCUGAUAAGAAAGCUGGUUGAGUUGCAGAGAUCGGAGCUGGGUGGGGAUUUGAUCGAUCUGGGUAUGUUCGAAAUGGACGAAGAAGACGGUGAAAGUGAAAAUGAGAAUGAGAAGAGAAAAGUCAGCGUUGGUGGAGUUCAGAGGAGGAGGAGAGAGAGUAGCAGAGAGAAGAGGUUUAUGGCGAGUCAUCCAUUUGCGAGCUGUGUAGCUAGGUUUUGGGUACAGUUAGAGGUAGGAGAAGGUCUGAGACAGAGAGAGAAGAGAGCUUUGAAGCAAUUGAUUUUGGUUAGAGUGAGAGAAGCCUCUGCUUCUGAUGCUGAAGCUGCCACCAUUGUUGCAGAGGUCUUAUGGGGUUCUUCUCCUUAGAAAUUCCCAAAAAGAAGAGGAAAAAAAUAGAGCUAAAUUCAUUAUAUUUUUGUUUUUAGAAUUUUAUUAGAUUGUUCUUUAUUUAUGUGAAGUUAAUAUUUGUACAUAUUUUUAAAAGUUUAUAUGUUUGUUCAUAGUUGUAAAUUAUUUUCUAGAACAUUCUUUUAUGGUGCAAAGAUUGAAUGAAGGAAUAAAAGAAAGAAAGAAGCAAAUUUUGAUGA